Messenger RNA from Entrophospora sp. SA101, 1002 nucleotides. The record is from the annotation of a GenBank genome assembly. Lineage: Eukaryota; Fungi; Glomeromycota; Glomeromycetes; Entrophosporales; Entrophosporaceae.
AUGGAGGAGCUUAGAAGUGAAACGGAAACGACGAUUAAAAACUUUUUGAUCUAUUCAACAAUGAAAGUUAUUGAUGAAGAUAAAUUUGUUAUUUCAAAAUUGGACAGCAUCAAUAGAGAGAAAGAUGGAUUCAAGGAAUUUGUUGAAAAAUCUAUAGCUGAGAGCACUAAAUUACAUGUUUUUGCUGAAAGUUUAAUUGUUUUUGCUGAUAGUUGUGAAGAUCAUAGCAUCGACCAUGCAGAUUUAUUGGUUGCUUUGAAAACGUUAAAAGAUGACGCUAUUAAUAAUAGAAGGAGUGCUAUCGAAUUGAAAUCAGAAAUAACACAAAUCAAGAGAAAUCUUGAAAACAUUCAUAUGGAAUUGAUUAAAUAUAAUGAAAAGAUAUUAAGAAAUGAAAAAGAUAUGAUGUCAACUACUCGAGACAAAUUGAUUAAAAAAGGAACUCAAAUUGAGAAUUCAAGUUCUAUAGCUAAAAAAAGUUUGAUUGCAGCAGGAGCGGGGCUCGGUGUAUCGUUGUUAGCAUUACCGUUUACUGGUGGCGUGUCAGCUGUUGCAGCUAGUUUAGAAGUAACUAUUUGUGCAGAUAUUUUGUUUGGGCUGGGGUUGGGAACCUUUAGUCUUGGAACAACUAGUGCUGGAGUUUUCAAGGGCAUACCUACUGCACAAUAUUAUUAUAUUAAUUAUAAGUUACAAGGUGAAAGAGAUAAAUUGACCCAUCAAGUUGGUGAAUUGAAUAAAGGAUUGGCUGGUGUUUAUGAUGUUCUUAGUAAAUUUGAAUCACGUUUAAGUGAUCAAGAAGUUUAUAUAAGUGAUUUGAUUAAGAAAUUGGAAAAGCAUGAAUAUGGUAGUAAUGGAAGAAUACCAAGAAUUAUUGCAAGAAUUAUUGCUAAAUCUUGGAAGAAAAUUUCACAAGAAGCAUUGCAAUAUUCUUCUAUCAUGAGAAAAUUGCUUCAAGAUGAUUCCAAAUUAAAUAAUCAACAACUAAAAAUGGUAUUUAUUUGA